Messenger RNA from Myxozyma melibiosi, 1590 nucleotides. RefSeq names its product putative MFS multidrug transporter. Lineage: Eukaryota; Fungi; Ascomycota; Lipomycetes; Lipomycetales; Lipomycetaceae. The record is from RefSeq and is a predicted model, not a curated record. The transcript is spliced from 2 exons. Gene Ontology annotation, biological process: transmembrane transport. Gene Ontology annotation, cellular component: plasma membrane. Gene Ontology annotation, molecular function: transmembrane transporter activity. Bases 1 to 1590 code for a protein of 529 amino acids.
AUGCACAAGCUCAACUCUGAAGAAGACGACGAAGAGAGCGCCAUCGGCCUCUCCAACCAGCACAACUCCUCCCCCUCGCCCUCUCCCUCCGUCUCCAGCAUUCCUUCCUACAUCGACCCCAUAAUCUCCUCCGCCAAAGCCCCGACCACCACAGUCACCGAACUCCCCCCCUCGAAAGAGAAAGACGACCACCAUCUCGUCCAGUUCGAGGGCCCCGACGACCCCUUCAAACCUCUCAACUGGUCGAUUGGGAAAAAAGUCUACACCACCUUUGCAUAUGCGCUCUGCACUUUUGGGCCGCAGGCCGCGUCGUCGAUUUAUGGGCAGGUAUCGGAGGAUAUUUCGCAGCAGUUUAAUGUGUCGCCCUUAGUCGCGACCCUCGGCGUCUCGACUUUUCUUCUCGGCGUCGGCUUCGGUCCCAUGCUUUUCGCCCCGAUAUCAGAAGUCUACGGCCGCAGAAUAGGCGUCAUCAUCCCGCUCGCCUUCUCAGGCCUCUUCUCCAUCGGCUGCGGCGCCGCCAACAAUUUCGCCACGAUCCUCAUCAUGCGGUUUUUCCAGGGCCUGUUUGGCGGCGCGCCGAUCGCAAACACCGGCGGCGUGCUGGGCGACAUCUGGACGCCAAACAUCCGCGCCGUCGCGCUCGUCCUGUACUCGUUCGUCGUCACGGGUGGACCCCCGCUCGGCGCGAUUAUCGGCGCGGGGUUCUCGACUAUUGGCAAGGACGGAUGGCGGUGGAGUCAGUAUUUCUCGGGCAUCUACGCGCUCGUGAUGUUUGUCUUUGCAAUCAUGACUAUCCCGGAGACGUACCCCCCGGUCUUGCUCUCGUGGAAAGCGCGCGAGCUGCGCAAGUCCACCGGCGACUGGGCCUAUCACUCUGAGAUUGAAGAGUGGGAUUUCACAAUCAAGGAGAUGAUCACGCGGCACUUUAUGCGUCCGUUCGCGAUGCUGCUCACGCCUAUCGUCGCCUGCAUGUCAAUCUACGGCUCGUUUGUGUUCGGCAUCCUCUACAUCGGCGUCAUCGCCAUCCCGCUCACCUUCGCCGACGUCCGCGGCUGGGGAAAAGUCGUCUCCACACUGCCCGCCAUCGGCAUCUUCCUCGGCGUCUGCUUCGGCGGCCUGCUAAACAUAGUAGGCUCGCUGCACUACGCAAAGGUCCUCGCCAGCCGCGGCGGCGAGCCACUUCCCGAGCAGCGCCUGUUCGCCAUGCGCUUCGGCUCCGUGUUCAUGCCGGCAGGGCUCUUCAUCUUCGGCUGGACCUCGGGACCAGAGUAUCCGUGGAUCGCGCCCGUGAUCGGCCUCGUGAUUCUCGCAAUGGGCUUCAUCACCGUCUUCCAAGGCUGCAUAAACUACCUCGUCGACGCCUUCCCGCGCUACGGCGCCUCCGCCAUCGCGGCGACUACUUUCUUGCGGUCAUGCAUGGCCGCCGCGUUCCCGAUCUUUAGUAAAGUCAUGUUUAAGAACAUCGGAAUGGGAUGGGGCGCGAGCGUGAUGGGCUUUGUCGGCGUUGCGUUACUGCCGAUUCCGUUUUUGUUUGUAAAGUACGGUGCCGCGAUUCGUGGUCGGAAUCCGUAUGCCAGCAAGGUCAGUUAG